AUGCUCGCCCUGCUCCUGUCACCCUACGGGGCCUAUUUGGGUCUAGCCUUGCUAGUCCUCUACUAUCUCCUUCCUUAUCUACAACGCUCUCAUCUUCGUGAUAUCCCCGCCCCUGGUCUGGCCGCCUUCACCAAUCUCUGGGUGCUGCUGCAAACUCGUCGCGGUCAUCGUUUCAUCGCUGUCGAUAACGCUCACAAGAAAUACGGAAAGCUCGUUCGCCUCGCGCCCCGUCAUACCUCCAUCGCCGAUGAUGGAGCCAUCCAGGCUGUCUACGGCCACGGAAAUGGUUUCCUGAAGUCUGACUUUUACGAUGCCUUCGUCUCCAUUCACCGUGGUCUCUUCAACACGCGCGACCGCGCGGAGCACACCCGCAAGCGCAAGACCGUCUCCCACACCUUCAGUAUGAAGUCCAUCGGCCAGUUCGAGCAGUACAUUCACGGCAACAUCGAGCUGUUCGUCAAGCAAUGGAACCGCAUGGCCGAUACCCAGCGCAACCCCAAGACCGGUUUCGCCAGUCUGGACGCCCUGAACUGGUUCAACUACCUGGCUUUCGACAUCAUCGGUGACCUGGCCUUCGGCGCUCCCUUCGGCAUGCUUGACAAGGGCAAGGAUUUCGCCGAGAUGCGCAAGACUCCCGACUCGCCCCCUUCCUACGUUCAAGCCGUCGAGGUCCUGAACCGCCGCGGUGAAGUCUCCGCCACCCUGGGUUGCUACCCGGCCCUGAAGCCCUUUGCCAAGUACAUCCCCGACAGUUUCUUCCGUGAUGGUAUCCAGGCCGUCGAGGACCUGGCCGGUAUUGCCGUCGCCCGCGUCAACGAGCGUCUCCGCCCCGAAGUCAUGGCCAACAACACCCGUGUCGACCUGCUCGCCCGCCUCAUGGAAGGCAAGGAUGGCAACGGUGAGAAGCUCGGUCGCGCCGAACUUACCGCCGAAGCUUUGACCCAGCUGAUCGCCGGAUCCGAUACCACCUCCAACACCUCCUGCGCCAUCCUCUACUGGUGCAUGCGCACGCCCGGUGUGAUCGAGAAGCUCCACAAGGUCCUGGACGAAGCCAUCCCUCAAGACGUCGACGUCCCCACCCACUCCAUGGUCAAGGACAUCCCCUACCUCCAAUGGGUCAUCUGGGAAACCAUGCGCAUUCACAGCACCUCCGCUAUGGGUCUCCCCCGUGAAAUCCCCGCCGGUAACCCCCCCGUCACCAUCUCCGGCCACACCUUCUACCCCGGCGAUAUUGUCUCCGUGCCCAGCUACACCAUCCACCGCUCCACCGAGAUCUGGGGCCCCGAUGCCGAGCAAUUCGUCCCGGAGCGCUGGGACCCCGCCCGCCUCACCCCUCGUCAAAAGGCCGCUUUCAUUCCCUUUAGCACCGGCCCCAGAGCCUGUGUCGGUCGCAACGUGGCAGAGAUGGAACUCCUGGUUAUCUGCGGUACGGUCUUCCGUCUUUUUGAAUUCGAGAUGCAGCAGGAGGGUCCCAUGGAGACGAGAGAGGGUUUCUUGAGGAAGCCCCUCGGACUGCAGGUCGGUAUGAAGCGGAGACAGCCUGGUUCGGCUUGA
Molecule: messenger RNA, 1554 nt
Organism: Aspergillus tubingensis
Lineage: Eukaryota; Fungi; Ascomycota; Eurotiomycetes; Eurotiales; Aspergillaceae
Product: cytochrome P450
Exons: 2
Coding region: 1-1554 (517 amino acids)
Molecular function (GO): heme binding; oxidoreductase activity, acting on paired donors, with incorporation or reduction of molecular oxygen; iron ion binding
Source: RefSeq, a predicted model, not a curated record